ACAAUAAUAACAACAGUAACAACAGUAACAACAACAAUAGCAUUAAGCAGGAACAGCAGGAGCAAGAGGACGCGGCGGUUAGGAGUUCCACCGCCCAACAACGGGAAAGAACUUCUCAUCAUUCCAGCCACUUGGCACUUCCAGUGCAACAGCAGCAGGAAUCCAUUGCCGCUUCCAGUGCCGCCGUUAUGCCCUCCGAGGGCCUACAUCCGACGGCCGCCCUGCAGCUUUAUGCCGCCGCCGCUCAACUGGCGCCCGGCGGUGUCCGUGUCCCGCCCUGGGGUCCCUUCCUGCAAUUUGGCGUUCCCGGCGUCUUCGGACCCAAUGGUCCGUUCUUGGGGCGCCCGCGUUUCGAUGCAGCCGCUGCAGCGGCCGCUGCCGCCGGCGCUGGUCAUCCCAAUUCCGCUGCAGCCGCAGCGGCGGCCACACAAAUGGCGGCGGUUAAUGCCAGUAACGCUUUCGCCAAUCUAACGGGACUGAGCGCCGCCGCCCUGAGGAAUGUGAGCGCCGCCCAAACGACGGCCGUGGCGGCGGUGGCCAGCACCGUGGCCACCAUUCAGCACCGUCUGAUGAUCGGCAACCGGCAGAGUCUGCCGCCGGCGGGGCCGCCCAGCGAGGGAUCCAAUGAGGAUGGCGGCUUUCCCGGCGACGGUGAUGAUGAUAGCAGCGCAGCAAAACGCCGCAGGUCCCGCACCAAUUUCAACUCCUGGCAACUGGAGGAGCUGGAGCGAGCCUUCUCCGCCAGCCAUUAUCCGGAUAUCUUUAUGCGAGAGGCACUGGCCAUGCGGCUGGAUCUCAAGGAGUCGAGAGUUGCGGUAUGGUUCCAGAAUCGACGUGCCAAGGUCAGGAAACGUGAGCACACCAAGAAGGGACCCGGUCGCCCCGCCCACAAUGCCCAGCCCCAAACCUGCAGCGGUGAGCCCAUUCCACCCAAUGAGCUCAAGGCCAAAGAGAGAGCUCGUCGUCGAAAGAAGCUGGCCAAGGCAAUCGACCGGCAGGCAAGGAAGCUCCAGGCGAAGGGCAUCACCGUGGACCUGGAGGCCCUCAAGGCCGAGUACAUAUCACAGCACAAGGCGAAUGGCACCUUCUCCGACUCGGAUCUCGAGGACGAUGGCAUCCAGAUCGAUGUGGUUGGUGGCACGGAUAGCGAUGAUGAGCUGGACAGUGAUGCAGUGAGUCCUGCUCGGAUGGGUGCCGCAUCCUCGUCGCAGCAGAACUCUUCGAUCCAUUGUGGCAUGGAUGGAGAUGGGGAUAGUUCGCGGGCAGGAAGCUUCAUUGGUGGAGGUGGAAGCUUAGGGAGUCCCAGUUCCGUGGCACCGAAUUCGAUGCUAUCGAAUGGAGGAAUCGGUGGUGGAGGAGGCGGUGGUGUCUUUGGUAAACUGGAGCCCAUGGAUGGUAAUGAAUCGGAGGACCGGGAUCGGGAUCGGGAGCGGGACUCGCCGAAGCCAUUGCUCUUCCCCGCCAAGGCCUUUCAUCAAUUGAACCUGCAGAGCCAAAGCCAACAGCAGCAUGGUCAGCAUGGUCAGCAUGGUCAGCAUGGUCAGCAUGGACAGCAUGGUCAGAUCCUCCAGCAGCACCAGCUUCAUCAUUCCCAUUCGCAUCAUGGCAGCAAUAGCACCACCUCGGCAGCGGCGGCGGCGGCGGUGGCCAAUUUGGUGCAUCAAACUUCACCGAUUAGCAUGCGUCGCAGUAAUCCCUUCAGCAUCGAGUCCUUGCUGUUCAACAACACGUGAGGCAACCAUGGAAGGAUCUGUAUCCGUGUCCUUUAACUUCGAACCUUGUCUGCAUCAUCAUAACUUUGAUUCUCUGCGUUCCUAGAAUAUUUUGCUCAUCCUAGAGUUUUCCUUUUGAGUUUUUCCCCACCCUCCCACCAAAGGCGUUGCUUUCCCCGG
Drosophila serrata is the source of this 1892-nucleotide messenger RNA. RefSeq names its product homeobox protein unc-4 (gene unc-4). Gene Ontology annotation, molecular function: DNA-binding transcription factor activity, RNA polymerase II-specific; sequence-specific double-stranded DNA binding. Lineage: Eukaryota; Metazoa; Arthropoda; Insecta; Diptera; Drosophilidae. The record is from RefSeq and is a predicted model, not a curated record. Gene Ontology annotation, biological process: regulation of DNA-templated transcription.